GGGAGGAUGACAGCCGCCUCUCCGUUGUCGCGGUGAGGGAUGGCCUGGUGCAGUCCUGGAAUCUUCUCAAUCCAGACAAAGAGGUCCACCCUGGGCAUUGCAUAGUAGAAGUCAACGGAUUCCGGGGCACUCCCGAACAGUUGAAGGCUUGCUGUCGUUUUCAAAGCGAGUUGCAGAUUCGCCUCCGCCGGAAUGAAGAUGAGGUGGGUCAGUGGUGGCCGGAGUCGUUACCCGUGCCUGACCAGCCGGCAGAGCCCAGCGCUCCUUCACGAAUAAGGCGCGCGGACAAGCGCCUCAUACAGCUUCCUCAAAGCACAUGGAUGCGCGUUGGUUGGUUCCUGUACACCAAUGAGUUGCUUGGGAAAGUUGCGACGCUUAGCAGCUCCUUCGCUGCUUUGCUGGGGGACGAGCGCAGUUGGCAGACAUUAGCCCUUCGCGAGGGGGCGAGCGACGCCACAGAGAGACUUCUGAAGCUGAUGCUUGUGGAGGAGCAGGAGCUGUGGAGUUGGCCAUUAUGUCAGGUGCGGUUGGUCGAUCUUGACCUAUCUGAAACCAGCCCCAAGGCCCUCAGCCACCUCUGGACCCUGGCACUGCGCAAGCUGGACUUGGAGGAGAAUCUCUGUUCGCUGCGCUUGCGCAACAUCCCCGUGGCGGUGAAGCCUUCCGAGGAAGAGAUGUCAGAAUGGGACCGCGAGCUCAUACGCUUGGUAAAUCCGGUGCACCCGAAGUUUCCAGCUGGCAGCUGCUCAAACUUCCUGAUCACCGGCGAGCUCGGAGAGCUCAGGCGGAGAUACAAGGACUUCGGCUAUUUCAGCGUCAAACCCUCACGCGAUUCUGCUGGCAAUGUCCGCCGCGCCAUUGACGUUAUUGCCGAGCGGGGGCUUGCGGAUACGCCCUGGUCCAAGCGUCGGUACCAGGCGCCUGGAUGCGAGGAUAUCUCGCAGCAAGCAGCAUACAUCGUUGACCAGGAGCUGGGGCAACUAAGAGAGCUGCCGAAAGCCAACAUUCUGGUGACAGAUAAUUUCGACAGUUGGGCCGAGCGCAUGGCAAAGACCUACAAACGGAUGUUAAUUUCCAUGCCAGAGCCCGAUGCACUUGCAUAG
Symbiodinium pilosum is the source of this 1103-nucleotide messenger RNA. The record is from the annotation of a GenBank genome assembly. Lineage: Eukaryota; Dinophyceae; Suessiales; Symbiodiniaceae.